ACGCUAGUUCAACAAUCAGCUUGACAACUCAUCUCCAUAUGCCUGGUUCUCCGGAAAAAUCCCCUAUGCCGGGCACCUCUACUAUACCAAAAGUCCCUACAGCUUCAGAUGUUCGGGAGGCGAAGCGCCGCCGGCUUAGCGUCGCAACAAACACACUAUCAAAACCUUUCCGCUCACCUCUGCUCUCUAAACCUCGCUCGACUGCUACAACUCCUUCUCCCACGAAAUCUGUUGCUUCGUCAGCAGGUUCACCUACCUCUCCUGUUACAAAUACUCCGAUAUCUACAGAUCGUCGUCGUCCAAGCACCACCAGACAAGCUUCCUCGACCACUCAAAAUCCUGAGUUAACGAAGUUGUAUAGGCAGCAGUCAGCCUUAGAGGCAAGAUUGCGGGAGAAGAAGGCCUUGCUGGACACUGCAAAACAGGCUCUGAACAUCGAGACUGCGGCCGGCGGGCACGGUGAAGAGAAAUUACGGGCGUCGAUAGAGAAGUGGAGGGCGGCAGCCAGGAGUGCAGCAGACGCGUUAUAUGAGAUAACUAGUCAAAGAGCAGCGAACGCUGGCCCUGGAGGCUGGAAGGAAUUAGUUAGGAAGAGGGGUUGGGAUGAUGAAGAAAAACAGACCGCUUAUGAAAAAGGUGGUGAAGAAGAUGAGGUAUACAAUGCCCUCUUUGUGUUCCUUAUCUCGUCGCGAUGAAUAACUUAUCAUGAUAGGAGUUUACGAUGGGGGUAAUGCUGAAAGCUUUGGGGAUUGAUCUGAAGUUGAUUGGGUACGACCAGGAUGGCGAUUGUUGGGUGUGAUUGGGUUUAAGUUUCCAUGUGGUAUACAGUACUAGGUUUCGGUGGUGAUCGUUACGAUGAGACCCAUAACCAAAUCUGCCGUUAAUUAGCCUCUAAGUCCCUUUGGUGGAUAUCUUGGGGGUAGAACCCUUCCAUAAAUAUUAGCAUAAAUUUUUUGCUGAAUGUUUCGCAGACCGUUUUUACCACAGAUACCGGCAUUUGUUUGUUUUUUUCCCUAAGAGCUAUGAUUAGCAACAGAAACAAAGGCCCCCUGGAGCCACCCGGGUAGUCAACCCCGGUAUACAGAAAG
Messenger RNA from Tuber aestivum (summer truffle), 1088 nucleotides. Lineage: Eukaryota; Fungi; Ascomycota; Pezizomycetes; Pezizales; Tuberaceae. The record is from the annotation of a GenBank genome assembly.